Molecule: messenger RNA, 1848 nt
Organism: Cannabis sativa
Lineage: Eukaryota; Viridiplantae; Streptophyta; Magnoliopsida; Rosales; Cannabaceae
Exons: 3
Coding region: 130-1455 (441 amino acids)
Source: RefSeq, a predicted model, not a curated record
UUUCAAUUGAUACAGGAAUGGGAUUAUAUUUAUGACCAGAAGAAUCUCUUCAUUGCGAAAGCCUUUUCGACUGCUACUUUCCAGGUGAUAGAGAACAUUAAGUCUUGUCUUUCAGAUGUACAACUUGAAAUGUUUUCCAAAACCUGUUUUGGACAUUUCCUUAACCUUCCUGAUUUUAAAGUUCAACCCCAAGUGUUUCAUGGGUUGUUGCUCCGGGAGGUUCAGCAACCUAAUGAUGCUGAGUUAUGGGUAAUGAUACGCGGUGUUAGGCUUAGGUUUAGCAUUGAGGAGUUUGCUUUGAUUACUGGGUUAGACUGUGAAGGUGACUGUAGUGUUUUAGAUUUUAAGCAAGACGUUAAUAGUCUUUGUGAAAAAUAUUGGCCAACUUCGUCCUCUAUCACUAAGGAAUCUGUUAGGGAAUGUUUUACCACCAAGAGGUGGGGUGAUUCUGAUGAGGAUGCUGUGAAGUUGGCAGUUUUGUAUUUUGUGGAGUGGUUCUUGCUUAGUGGCACUAAGCAUAAAAAUGUACCUAAGUCUAUUUUAGAUGUUGUAGAUAGUGGGAGGUACAAUGAAUUUGCUUGGGGCCGGAGUUCUUUUGAAUUGACUAUUUCCUCAUUGAAGGGUAAGCUUGAUAGUUGGGUUGAGGGUGUUAGGAAGGCAAGGAGUUCGGGAAAGAGGCCGAGUGUUUUUUACACUUUGAUUGGUUGUCCUCAUGUUCUUCAAAUUUGGUUCUACGAGUGUUGUAAGUACAUGAAAGGUAAGUACUGCCAAAAGGAAAACUCUCGUAUUCCAAGGAUCACUCAGUGGACAUGCAAUAGUCAGCCUACUUUCAAAGUUUUGAAGACUACUAUUUUUGAUGUUUCCAAAGAUAAGCUGCAACUUUCAAAUAUGAGGCCCACGGCUGGUGAGUUCAAAGCUUUGAAACUGAGCAGUUUCAAGUUUGACACUGACUACAACUCUUACAAGAGUCUUCCUGUUCCCGAACAGCCAACUGUUGCUCAGAGUGACAUUUCUGUCAAGCUUGAUGCUUUUUCUGAGAAAUUUGAUGGGUUGGAGGUCAAGAUCGAUUUGUUGCAUACUUCCCAGCAGAAGAUUUCAUCUGAUUUGGUUGAGUUGAAAGAGUUUGUGUCUGCACAGUUUGUUUCUUUUGGUGCUCAGAUGGCUUCAAUGCAGACACAGUUUUCUACUGUUUUUGCCGAUUCCUAUGCCAAGGACAAAGGCAGUGACUCUUCCAAUGAUGAUGAUGGAAGUGGUGAUGAAGCAGAUUUUGAUUUAAAUGAAUCUGAAGAAACUGAUGACAAUGAAGAAGAGAAUGUUAUGGGUGAUGAAGAAGGUGAGGGUAGUGAAGGUGAAGAGAAGGAUGGUCAAGCUGAUGAAGAUUCUGACUCAAAAGAAAAAAAUGAUAAGGGCAGUGAUGAUGAAUCCACUGAUAGUGAGGAGAAGGUAGAUAAGUAGACAACGUAACUAGGUUUUAGUUACUUUGUGUGGUUUAUUUUGUUGUAAGUCAGUUUUAGGUAGUGGUCUUGUAAUUCUAUGUUCUUGUAAUGUCUCUUGUUAUGUUUUAUUUAUUUUUUUUUUAAAAAAAAUUUGCAACUAUUUUUCAGACUAUUUAUUUGUAUUUAUUAUGUUAUUUAUAUGGCUGUGUUUAUAGAUUAUGUUGUUCGCAAUUUAUUGUUGGUCUUCUUAUUUUACUUGUUGUUUUUAUUUUGUUUUUAAGUUGUUAUGUAGUUUUUUUUAGUUGUUGAAGUCUUUAACAAAAAAUAACUUCACUUUUUUUCCAUUUUCUUUUUCCUUUAUUUUCUGUAUCAAGAAUUUCGUUGAUUUCAAUGACGGGCCUACUCAAAUAGA